UGGCAGUCUGUGAUCUACAGGCCAAACGGUCUUUUGCGUUUUGAAAGGGGGAGGAGAAUUAUCCCUCUCCUUUCCCGGUCGAUUUUGCGUUCUACCUCCCUGCGCAUUUUCCACUCGCCUAUAAUUUCCUGGUUCUCAAACGCAAUGUCACCGGAGGCGGAUGUGAGCGGAUCUCACAGGUGUGUCCCUUGCCAACUGAGCCAUAGCUCGAGAAGAAUCACACCUGGGAUCACCAUGUGAUCCUGUACCUGGGCGUGGAUAAAGUCCUGGACUCUUGUUGAGUUGUCCGUGUCGUCUUGCAGUAGGAAUUGUCAACCAGUGCCCCCUUGUAUUUUCGACUGAACAGUGCCUUUCUCUAACUCUCCGCGCUCUCGGGAAGAUAAAAUGUGAACUUUACAUGCAUUUUGCUUGAGGACUUAUUAUACAUUUUUAGGGGGACUUUCAAAUCUGGACAGCUCCGUGUUAGUUUCAGGCAACUACUGUUCUUCCAAGCACUUAUUUACUGUGGCCACCCUGAAGAGGCCUGAAUGAAAAGGAGAGCGGACGGCGAGGGGAUAUGAUUGUGCACUUCCUCCUCGGCAACUACAGGAAGUAAUUGAGCUCUACAGGAAAGAUGGCGAGCUGGGUCCAGGCCGCUCCUCUCCUCCCCCUGCUCCUCCUGUUCUGCCUGACUGCAGCCGGGGGCCCGCUGCAGGAGGAGGCGGUCCUGGACUUCUCCUCCAAAACGGCCAUCAACAACGUGGUGCAGGACCCUCGGAGCGGCCGCGUCUACCUGGGCGCCAUCAACACCAUCUACCAGCUGGACGCAGUGCUGCGCGAGGAGGCCCGCGCCGAGACGGGCCCCAGGGAGGACGCCCGCACCUGCACCCCGCCCGUCUCGGCCUGCCAGGACACCAAGCCCAGCCCUAACGUCAACAAGCUGCUGCUGGUGCACCCGGCCAACGGCUCGCUCAUUGUCUGUGGCUCUCGCUACCGGGGAAUCUGUUCCCUCCUCAACCUGACCAACGUGGAGCAGCAGCUGUACUACAGCGACUCGAAGGGCGAGAGGACCUAUGUGGCUAGUAUCGAGGACGGGGUGGCCGUGGUGGGCGUCAUGUCUACGUACGUUAAGGACGGCAACGCCUUCAAUGUGUUCCUGGUGGGGAAGGGCUACGGCAGCCUGGACAGCUCCAAGCUCAUCAGCACGCGCAUCCUCCAGGACUACCGCGACUGGGUGGUGUUCGAGAGCAUCGUCGAGGCGUCCACCGUGCAGGCCACGCCCUUCGUGCCCAAGUACCUGCACGACUUCCGCCACGCCUUCAAAGAGGAGGGCUUUGUCUACUUCCUGUUCUCCAGGACCAUGGGAAGCACCGAUAACAAGAACUUCACCUUCGUGUCUCGGCUGUGUGAGGACGACCCUCACUACUACUCUUACACAGAGCUGCAGCUCAACUGUGGCCCGGGGAACAGGUACAACAAGGUGCAGGCAGCCUAUGUGGCGUCCCCAGGUAAAGAGCUGGCCCGGGGGAUGACGGAGUCGGGCCAGUAUGGUCAAGUACUCCCCUGGCACAAGGUGUUGUUCAUGGUGGCCAGUCCCUACGAUGACAGCGCUGACUCGGCCCUGUGCAUGUACCCUCUAAAGGCCAUCAACGAGAGGCUGGUGGACCUCAUCAGCGCCUGCUACAGCGACUCGGGCAAGAUCGCCGGCACCCCAGCCGUGGACAUCCCCUACUCCUCCAAGACAGACGAGUUCUGCACCUCCCGCAUCGAUAAAGACACGCUGAACAACUUUAAGUGUGGGGCGGACUUCCUUCCAGCUCCACUGGCCAGUAAGCCAGAGUUUGCCCUGCAGGCAGAGGUGGUCAUCACUAGGACGAGCAUACUGACCGCUGUGGCCGUCGCCGUGGAGAACGACCACACUAUCGCUUUCCUGGGGAACAGCCUGGGAGAGGUGUACAAGGUACAUCUGACCACCAACCCAGAGGUGUACAGCAGAGGACCAGGGGACACCACGGGGGAACGAGUCAACAAAAACCUCUUCUUCGACGCCGGCCACAGCCACCUGUAUAUCACCACCGAGAAAAAAAUCACCAAGGUGCCAGUGCAGGCGUGCCAUUUGAAAACAGACUGCCAGUCCUGUGUGUCCACACGAGACCCCUACUGUGGCUGGUGUGUUCUGGAGGGCAGGUGUACCAGGAGGUCCUCCUGCCGGCGAGCGGAGGAGAAGAACGGCUGGCUGUGGAGCCCCAAGCAGCAGUGUGUGAAGAUUGUGUCCUUCCACCCACCCAACCUCAGCUGCAGAAAGACCCAGCAGGUGUAUGUCGUGUGUGGCCAGUCCAUGGGGCUGCCAGUGGAACACACAGGACCACACCUGCCUGGACGUGGAUGGUACAGUGUCGGGCCCUCAGAUCAUCAAACACAGACAGGGAGCGAGGUGUCCCCAGUUUGAAAACCCUGACCCUGUGCUCAUUCCUGUUGGGUUCAAAACCACCAUCAGCUUCGAGGGCAUCAAUCUGGAUGUGUACCAGGACCGGACAUUCACCAUCGGCACGGAGCUGAUGAGGAGCUUGAAGGAGGACGUCAGGUCUGAAGACGGGCCUUUCUACAGUUUCAGCGGUUUUAAUUUUUCCUUCGACAAGUCACAGGAAACCAACGUUCUGUUCUACGUGAAGGACAAAGAGACGGGCAGGAAGAUAGACAGCACGCUGAAUGUGACCCUAUAUAACUGCUCACUGGGCCGGGAGGAUUGCAGCCUGUGUAAGAACGCUGCUCCUAAGUACAGUUGCGUGUGGUGCGCCAAGAGAAAGUCGUGCGUCUAUGAGAAGCUGUGUAUUGACCAGGCCACAGAGGACCCGCAGGACACCGAGUGCCCUGACCCACAGAUCACUGACAUCAUCCCUCGCUACGGACCCGUGAAGGGGGGCAUCUCUGUCACCAUCAAGGGCUCCAACCUGGGCAUCCACAAGGAUGACAUCAAGGCCGUCAGUGUGGUGGGGGUCCCCUGCAUACACCAGGAGGACCGAUACGCCGUCUCCACCAGUGUGGUGUGCGAGAUCGGCCCCUUGGACCCGCUGAGCACCAACUGGGGGCCGGUGGAGGUGGAGCUGGAGGGAGGGAAGAGAGGAACGUCCUCCGUUUUCUUCACAUACCGGGACCCCAUAGCCAGCUCGGUUCACCCCGACAAGGGCUCCAAGGCCGGGGGCAUGGUCAUCACCAUCUCUGGCUCCAACCUGGACACAGCCACCAGGGAGGACGUCAGCGUCACCGUCGGCGGGGUGGUGUGCGCUGUGGAGACUUUCGGUGCGAACAUCACCUGCAGGAUGGGAGAGUACCGGGCAGACAAGGUCCCCUCUGACCUGCUCAUGGUCACGGUAAAGUAUGGGAAGAGCACCACCACGGCCGUCCCCACAGCCUUCCAGUUCUGGGAGAACCCCACUAUCCUGGACCACCACCCCAAGGGAAGCUUUGUGUGUGGUGGAAGGACCAUCGUGGUGACAGGAUCCGGGUUUGACCUCAUCCAGAACGCCAUUAUGAGGGUCCAGGCCUCGGCAGACGAGUGGUCCGGCAUGACUCCUACUGAGUACCUCCAGGAGGCUCUGAAUAAGAACGACACGGUUCUCCGGUUCCUGUCCCCUGCCGUCAACAGGUCCUCUGAGACCCAGGUGUUCAGGACCUUCAUCCAGCUGGACAACUGGGUGAGGGAGCUCAAGCCCUUCGACUACCACCCCAACCCUGCCUUCAACCCCCUCACCAAGAAGAUCAUCACUGAGACCUCCAUCAUCAUCGUCACUGGGCGAGGCUUCUCCAAGGCCAUGACAGCCAAGGAGGCCCAGGCGUUUGUGGGGGACAUCCCCUACUUUGUCAACACCCUACAAGAUGACAAGCUGUUCCUGGACCCCCCAUCCAGCCAGCCCCGGGCCCUCUCCAAACGUCACCGCAGACGCAGAGACACCAGCUCCGACCCAUUGGACCUGCUUAUUAAGUUUGGGAAUGGAGAGUGGGUGGUGGGCUCUGUGCACUACGAGAGGAAGAACGAGGUAUCUCUCUUAAUCAUCCCUGCAGUCAUCGUCCCCAUGCUACUCAUCAUCCUCAUUUCUGUCUACUGCUACAGGAGGAAGAGCCAGCAGGCUGAGAGAGAGUAUGAGAAGGUGAAACACCAGCUGGAGAAUCUGGAGGAGAGUGUACGAGACCGCUGCAAGAAAGAGUUCACAGACCUGAUGAUAGAGAUGGAGGACCAUACCAACGACCUGAGCGAGGGGCGAAUCCCCUUCCUGGACUAUAAGACCUACACGGACCGCGUCUUCUUCCUGCCCUCCAAGGACGGGGCCAAUGAUGUGAUGAUCACGGGCAAGCUGGACAUCCCUGAGGCACGGAAGGCCAUUGUGGCCCAGGCCCUCAACCAGUUCUCCAACCUGCUCAACUCCAAGACCUUCCUCAUUAACUUCAUCAAGACUCUGGAGGGCCGUCCAGACUUCAAUGCCCGGGCCAAGGUGUACUUUGCCUCCUUGCUGACGGUGGCUCUGCACGGGAAGCUGGAGUACUACACUGACAUCAUGAGGACCUUGCUGCUGGAGCUCAUGGGGAACUAUGUCGACAGCAAGAACCCCAAACUCAUGCUGCGCAGGUCGGAGACCGUUGUGGAGAGGAUGCUGUGUAAUUGGAUGUCCAUCUGUCUUUACCAGUUCCUCAAGGACUCUGCAGGGGAGCCCUUGUACAAACUGUUCCGAGCCAUCAAGCACCAGAUCGAGAAAGGUCCAGUAGAUGCCAGAGUGAAGAAGGCCAAGUACACCCUGAACGACACGGGCCUGCUGGGAGACGACGUGGAGUACUGCGUUCUGACUCUGCAGGUGCUGGUGCACGGGGAGGGGCCAGACGUGACGCCCGUCAAGGUGUUGAACUGCGACACGGUGUCCCAGGUGAAGGAGAAGAUCAUCGAGGCGGUGUACAGGAACCUGCCCUACUCUCAGAGACCCAAGGUGGACAGCGUCACUUUGGAGUGGCGCCCUGGCUCCACGGGGCAGAUCCUGUCAGACCUGGACCUGACGUCCCAGAAGGAGGGCAGAUGGAGGCGCAUCAACACGCUGGCCCACUACAACGUGCGAGACAACGCUACUCUAGUCCUGUCCCGGGUCCUUCACACUCAACAGAACUACGACCAGAACCAGGAUAACCAAGAGGAGAGAAACUCUUUGUUGGACGACGACAAGGUGUUCCAUCUGGUUCGGCCUGAUGAGCUGGAUGAGAUGAAGUCCAAGAGGGGCAGCAUGAAGGACAAGUCCAUGACCAAAGGCAUCACUGAGAUCUAUCUCACACGACUGCUCUCUGUCAAGGGAACACUGCAGCAGUUUGUGGAUGACUUCUUCCGCAGCGUGUUGUGUUCCGGGGCGGUGGUGCCGCCCGCCAUCAAGUACUUCUUUGACUUCCUGGACGAGCAGGCGCUCAAACAUGACAACGUGGAUGAGGAGACCAUCCACAUCUGGAAGACCAACAGUUUGCCUCUGAGGUUCUGGGUGAACAUCCUGAAGAACCCUCACUUCAUCUUCGACGUCCACGUGACGGAGGUGGUGGACGCGUCACUAUCCGUCAUUGCUCAAACCUUCAUGGAUGCCUGCACCAAGAGUGAGCACAAACUCAGCAGGGACUCUCCAAGUAACAAACUACUCUAUGCAAAGGAGAUCUCCACCUACAAGAAGAUGGUUGAUGAUUACUACAAGGGCAUCAGACAGAUGGUAUCAGUCAGCGACCAGGACAUGAACACUCAUCUGGCAGAGGUGUCUCGGACUCACACAGACAAACUCAACAUACAAGUGGCUCUGUAUCAGCUCUACCAGUACGCGAGCAAAUACUACGACGGGAUCAUCCAGUCCCUAGAUGAGGACCCAGCAGCCCAGAGUAAACAGCUCACCCUGCGGCUGCAGCAGAUAGCAGCCGCCCUGGAGAACAAAGUGACAGAUCUCUAACCUACUGGAGGGGGCCAGGGAGAUGGAGGGAGGGAGAUGGUACCGUGCCUCCAGUGUCCACAGGGGCUUAUUUCUCCUGGCAAAGGAGAGAGAAACUGAGAAGAUGGCCUCACAGGGCCUUGAUGUUGAUGAUGACACCUUCAACCCAGCAGGCCCAGAAUGUGGGACAGUUCAGAGUCUGCGGAGUGGCGCAGUAUGGGACCAAUGAAGCAAGGAGAGAGAUAGAUGAGGAUGGGUUACACAUGCCGUCAUAGGUACGCCUUAACUUAAGUCCACUUGCGAAACUGAAAUAGGUGGUCCUCAUUGCUCACUCUGGCUGUUCCCACAAUGCAACAGGGGGCCAGCCGCCGGAAAUAAGCCCCUGUGUCGAUCACUCAUGGCACAAAGAGAUAAUCAGAUGUUCAAUUUAUUCCUGUCUAGAAAAGUUGUAAGAAUUGUAUUAUAUAUAUUUUUUAUUGUGAGGUCUUAAUGCGGAAAGCUUUACGAGGAGAUAUUAUCUUUUUAAAUGGACCGCCUUGUGGUGUGGAUUGUGUUUCUAUAGCCAGUGUGUGAAUGUGGGUUUGUGUGCGUGUGUGCGUGCACGGGAUGCCUACUGUCAGGCCACAGGGUGGAUGCCCUAUCUGUCAUUUUAAUCUCCACAUGUCACCGACAGACAGGAACCUGUUCUCCCACUGAGCUCCUCUACACAGACCAAAGGGUCAUGCCUGGGACAGGCUAACUGACUGGGACAGGAUAUUAGAAAUGACAGGCCGUCAAUAGUGAUUUUUUUUCAAAAUGAUCGUUUUUAUUUGUGUUUAGAAAAUGUGUUCACAUGCUUCAGAGCUCGAUCGAAUGUUGUGGCUGCCAAUACACCCGUAGGUCCUUACAUUCAGAGAUCAAUAGCGCAUCUGUUUCCCCUUGUAGGAGUACAUACUAACACAUUCCACUGAAACUUAAGCACUGUAUGUAAUAAAGGGUAAAAAAAAAAUCUACUUUUGACAACCUUAGUUAGUUUUACCCUGCAGCCCCCCCCCCCCCCCCCCCCUGAUUCUGUGCAAGCAAAAUAACAGAUAAUUGAAUAUAUUUUGAAUAAUUCCUCUAUGUAGCCAGUCAAACAUACAUAUUUAAUAACAGCCGUGCAAUAACAUCUAAACUGUCAGACACAAGCAAUGGGGAUCAUUCAUAUCCCACUCAUGUGUGUUACUUGUACUAUUUGUUGUUAACCAUUUCAUCUUCAGUAAACGAUGCAGCAAUACUUUAUUUAGGACACGAGUACAAAUAUGCAGAGGUGGGAAAUAUAAAUAAUAUGACAGGAGAUAUCGUACAGUAACCAACUUACUAAGUAAUGUGACCAUGAUGGUACAUGCUGUUAAUCGUGUUUUGUGUUUCCUUAUGCCGUUGUAUGCCAAAUGACCACUGUCAUAAUAUCCCAUAAUGAGUUACGUUGUAAGCUUCAAACGGUACUAAAAUAGAAUGGUAGUCUUUUCAAUGAGUAAUGAUUUCUACAACAUGCAUUGGUAUGAUGUGUCACAAGUCAGGUUAAUUCAUGGUCAUAAUAAUUCAUUGCAAUACAAAAUUGAUAUGGCAUUCAAGUAGGCCAUAGUUGAGCUGGUGCCUGAUUAUAAUUUGGAGAAUUUUUGCCAAGUCAAAUCAGUUACAUUUUCAAUUUUCAUCUUUCACGCGACCACAGAUUUGUAAUUUUCAAGCUCCCUGAAUUUGACCAUCAGUCAGUGCGUGGUCUAGUGUCAGAAUAGAUGUUUUAAGUUCCAGACCCCAGAAUGUUAGUGAUAUUCCUGCCUUUGGUAGAGUGAGGUUUGCACAGAGCCUGUGCCUGCCUGUCUCCACAGCAGCUAGCCUGGCACCCUGGCCAAGCCGCACUUGGCACUGCCCACUCAGCACAGAACGGAGUGGCACACUGCAUAAUGGCAUCAGUGGGGGAUGUUUCUGCUCUUAAUUGCAUCCAGUCUGCAUCCUCCUCUGACGCUGUUGUUUACCACAGCAGAUUCCACUCCUGACCGAGUGAUGCAAAAGCUUUUUUCAAGCCUUUCUUUAACCAAAACGUGCCUUAUAUGAUGAUAAUAAUAUCAUUUGUAUUGUUUUAUUGGUGAUAUAACUAAGCAGUUAUAGUAAUAGAAGACACAGCAAUGUAUUUGCGAUUGUGAUAUGUAUGUGCUAUCAACUGCUACAGUUCUGCUGCAGGCAUUGCGUGCCAAUAGGCUGAAAACAUUUCAGUAUACUUUCUAUGGUUGCAGAUUUGAUGUGUGCAUUUAUUUUGGGUGUCAGUGGUGUGUGUGUGUGUGUGUGUGUGUGUGUUUUAGUAGGAUCAUGAUGGCUAUGGCAACAGCCCAAAUAAGUGUAAAGCAGUAGCCAACCCCAAAUGGUUUCCCCCUAAAAUGUCUGGCAUUCCUAAAUUAGUCUUAAGACAAAGUUACAAAUGUAGAAUAUUGAGUACAAAUGGUUCCAAUGUUGUUUUUGCCCCGUGAUUCUAAGCUGUUCCUCUGUGUGUAUGAAAAACGACUAUCUAUACUCGACAAUUACCUUUCUUACUGCUGUGCAGUAAUUAUUUUAAUUUCUUGUUUCCUAUAACAUAUACCUUUGUAAAAAGACAACAUGUUGAAAUACCGUAUUCUAACUGUAUAAUCCUAUGCAUUAAGUCCCGGGGGGAGAAAAAAACAAAUUUGUUGUGCUGUUGUCGAGAUCUUUCCUUUCCUUGUGAACGUGCCGUGACUUAAGAAAAAUGGGACAGGAAAUUAGUGCAGGACCUUAAUGAAACCCAACAUUUUUCUCAUCCAAGGCAGCUCAGAAGACGUCGAUUAUGUUACCUGAUCUGUUUGUAACGGAUCACUCACUUCUCAAGAGGCUUGUGUGGAUGGGGCAAUUACAUACAGGUUGCAUCAUCUACUCCUCCAUGAAUAAACUGAGACAUCCAUGUC
Oncorhynchus kisutch (coho salmon) is the source of this 8851-nucleotide messenger RNA. It is a transcript of the gene plxnb2b, whose product is annotated as plexin b2b. Gene Ontology annotation, cellular component: plasma membrane; semaphorin receptor complex. The record is from RefSeq and is a predicted model, not a curated record. Gene Ontology annotation, biological process: regulation of GTPase activity; negative regulation of cell adhesion; positive regulation of axonogenesis. Gene Ontology annotation, molecular function: protein binding; semaphorin receptor activity. NCBI's taxonomy places the organism in Eukaryota, Metazoa, Chordata, Actinopteri, Salmoniformes, Salmonidae.